AUGAAUUAAGAUGUUGAUUUUAUUUAGUGCAAACCAUCUAUUUCAAUUGAUUUUCAAAUGGAAGACUUACCUAAAUUUAAAAAUGAACCGAACAUUGUUGUAUUGUUUGGUUUUCCCUAUGACGAAGGCACAAUUAGAAAUAAGGGUAGAGCUGGAGGAGAAAAUGCAUAUGAAUAAAUUAUGCUAGCAUUAAAAUAAAAACUUAAGGAAUGUAACAUAUCAUAAAAGAUUAUACAUGUUGGAGCUGUACCUAAACAAUUAUCUUUAGAAGAUGCUCAUGAGUAUCUAUAUUAACAUGUUGGUGAAAUAUUUUAUUAAUUACCUUAAGCAAAAGUAAUUGUUAUUGGUGGUAGUAAUGAUCAAAGCUACCCAAAUUUUAAAGGAUUAGUUGAUGGAAUGCAAUCCAAAAAAUUAGGUGUUAUUAAUAUAGAUUCUCAUUUAGAUGUUAGACCAUUGAUUAAUUAAAAUUAAUCUCACUCAGGAUCUCCUUUUAGAAGUAUGCUUGAAGAUACAGAGCGAUUUUAGAAUAGUAAAUUUGUGGAAUUUGCAAUUAAAGGAUGUACUUGCUCUUAUGAACAUUAUAAAUAUGUAUUAAACAAAGGCGGUAAAGUUUAUUUCUUGGAAAAAGAUAUAAGAAGGCUAAAGGCUGAAAAUUAAGGAUUGUGUGCUAUGAAUAAUGUUUUAACAGAAUUUGAAGAGGAUAAUAAUAUUGAUUAUAUUUUCUUGUCUUUUGAUGUUGAUUCCAUAAAUAGUGCAUGGUGUCCAGGAGUAUCUGCUCCUUCUGUUGUAGGAGGAUUAACUAAUAUUGAAGCAUUAUCUAUUAUGGACAGAGCUAAAAAAUCAAAAAAAAUUAAAUUAAUCGAUUUGAGUGAAUUUAAUCCAGCAGUCGAAUGUGAACGUACCUCUAAUUUAAUUUCAGAAAUGAUUAUCACAUUCAUUUUAUGA
Messenger RNA from Paramecium sonneborni, 945 nucleotides. The record is from the annotation of a GenBank genome assembly. Lineage: Eukaryota; Ciliophora; Oligohymenophorea; Peniculida; Parameciidae.